AUGGCCGCCUUCACCAAAGUAUUCGAGGCGAUUGAAGCUCCAUCAGUCCAAGCAAAAUGCUUCUUCAUUGAUGGGCCUGCCGGAAGUGGAAAAACGUUUCUUUAUAAAGCACUGAUCAGCACAUUGAGAGGAGAUAAUAAGGUUGUCCUUUCUAUUGCCUCGACUGGAAUCGCUGCGAACUUACUGCCUGGAGGCCGAACAUACCAUUCACAGUAUAAAUUACCUGUUCCAUUGGUCGAAAACUCUGUUUCUUCCAUGCGGCUGAACCCUCCUGAAGCCAAAUUAAUCAAGGAAGCAGGUCUGUUUAUUUGGGACGAGUCCACGAUGGCACCGACGCACGCCUUAUCCGCAGUAGACAGAUUGCUUAAAGAAAUCAUGCAAAGUGCGAUCCCCUUUGGAGGAAAAGUGGUUUUGUUAGGAGGUGACUUUAGACAAACACUACCCGUUGUAGUGCAUGGUUCUAGGUCAGCGAUUGUUGAGAGCUCCCUUAAGUUCUGCACGCAUUGGGAUAAAUUCGAAAAGCUGAUAUUGACCGAAAAUGUUCGGUCAGUUGACCCUGAUUACAGUCGAUAG
Molecule: messenger RNA, 573 nt
Organism: Folsomia candida
Lineage: Eukaryota; Metazoa; Arthropoda; Collembola; Entomobryomorpha; Isotomidae
Product: ATP-dependent DNA helicase pif1-like
Exons: 1
Coding region: 1-573 (190 amino acids)
Biological process (GO): telomere maintenance; DNA repair
Molecular function (GO): DNA helicase activity
Source: RefSeq, a predicted model, not a curated record